AUGACCCGCCUUGCCUCUCCGAAGAUGGCCAGAAUGCAACAGUUGUCGAACGAGCAUGAUCAGGAGCGCAACUUUCGGGAGCUUGACCGCAUCCUCGCCCGAAGCUUCGUCCGGGAGCUCCUGCGCCACCGUGCCAGACAGCCUUCCGGACCGCCCACGGACAGACUGCUACGGCCUCGGAUGGACCUCUGCGAUGAGCCUGCGAGCGCUUACAUCGUCGCCACUCUCGAGCUGCCCGGACUCAAGCAAGAAGACCUCUCCGUGCGGAUAGAGAACGGCCUGCUCGUCGUGCAAGGCGAGCGACGCUUCCGCUCGCUCGCGCGCACCCCGAGUCGCAGCCUCGCCGCAAGCCCCAGCCCCGACCCCGCCCAUGCUGGACAAGGUCCGGUGGCGUCCACGAGUGCCCUCGCCCGCGCCCAGUCGGCGGAGCCGGCCUCCCGCGCAGGCUGGCCGGAUGCCCAGCAGGGCCUGCCCUACGCGUAUACGACCCAGGAGAUCAAGUACGGCACGUUCCAGCGGACGCUCGCUCUCCCGCUGGGCACGCAGGUCGGGCACGUACGCGCGUCGCUCACGGAGGGGAUGCUCACGCUCUCGUGGCCGCGCAAUCCGCACGCGGUGCCGGUCCACGCCGCCGGCCAGGACGACGCUGCCAGUGCGAGGGCGAGAGAGCAGCCCGGAUCCGUCGGGCGAUCCGGCUGA
Fomitopsis serialis is the source of this 699-nucleotide messenger RNA. RefSeq lists its product as uncharacterized. The coding region runs from base 1 to 699 and encodes 232 amino acids. The record is from RefSeq and is a predicted model, not a curated record. The transcript has 3 exons. NCBI's taxonomy places the organism in Eukaryota, Fungi, Basidiomycota, Agaricomycetes, Polyporales, Fomitopsidaceae.